GCCCGGGCGCGCGGCGCGGUUGGCUGCGGGCGGCGUUGCCGCGGCGACGCGGCGGCCGUCAAGCGCGGCGGCGGCGUCCGUCGUCAAGCGCGGCGGCGGCGUCGCGCGCGGGGUUGCCGAUUCAUGGCGAUGGCGGCGGCGGGGCUGGUGGUGAACGGGGCGGAGGGCGCGGGCGGGCUCAAGGCGGCCGCCGGGAUGUACGAGCAGCUCAAGGGCGAGUGGAGCCGCAAGAGCCCCAACCUCAGCAAGUGCGGCGAGGCGCUGGGCCGCCUCAAGCUGGCCCUGCUGGAGCUCAACUUCUUGCCCACCACCGGCACUAAACUGACCAAGCAGCAGCUCAUUCUGGCGAGAGAUAUUCUAGAGAUCGGAGCGCAGUGGAGCAUCCUGAAGAAGGACAUCCCCUCCUUCGAGCGCUACAUGGCCCAGCUGAAGUGCUACUACUUCGACUACAAGGACGAGCUGCCGGAGUCGGCCUACAAGCACCAGCUGCUGGGGUUGAACCUGCUCUUCCUGCUGUCGCAGAACCGCGUGGCCGAGUUCCACACCGAGCUCGAGCGGCUCCCGGCCAAGGAGAUCCAGAGCAACGUCUACAUCAAGCACCCCGUCUCCCUGGAGCAGUAUUUGAUGGAAGGGAGCUACAACAAAGUCUUCCUGGCGAAAGGCAACAUCCCCGCCGAGAGCUACACCUUCUUCAUCGACAUCUUGCUGGACACCAUCCGGGACGAAAUCGCCGGCUGCAUCGAAAAAGCCUACGAGAAGAUCCUGUUCACCGAGGCCACCAGGAUCCUCUUCUUCAGCACCCCCAAGAAGAUGACCGAGUACGCCAAGAAGCGCGGCUGGGUGCUGGGCCCCAACAACUACUACAGCUUCAGCAGCCAGCAGCAGAAGCCCGAGGACACCACCAUCCCCUCGACCGAGCUGGCCAAGCAGGUCAUCGAGUACGCGCGGCAGCUGGAGAUGAUCGUCUAGCGGGGCCGCGCAGGACUCGCGGGCUUCCCCGCCUUCCCCCCCCCCCCCUUUUUAUUUGGUGUCUUUUACUCCCGUUACCACCCCCUGCCCUUCUGGUUUUUUGUUUUGUUUUUUUUUUUUUUUUUUUUAACUAUUUAAGGGUUCACUCUGGGCCGGGGCGGGGAGGAGCUGCGAGCAGCCGUGGUGCGGGGGGCUGCGGGGCAGCCAUGUCCCGGGGGGGCAGUGGCGAAGCGCCCUUUUCCGCGGCUCCCCCGGGCCGGUUUUCCGCCCGCUGCUGUCGGCGCUGCGGAGAGACGUGGCGGGAGGGGGGCGGCCGCGUCCCCGCGCCCCCCCGACGUCCCGCGGGCCCCCCCGCCUUGAAUAAAGCCGUGGCUUCUUGUA
This is a messenger RNA of Dromaius novaehollandiae (emu), 1350 nucleotides long. It is a transcript of the gene PSMD8, whose product is annotated as proteasome 26S subunit, non-ATPase 8. The transcript has 7 exons. Gene Ontology annotation, cellular component: proteasome regulatory particle; cytosol; proteasome regulatory particle, lid subcomplex. Bases 124 to 969 code for a protein of 281 amino acids. The record is from RefSeq and is a predicted model, not a curated record. NCBI's taxonomy places the organism in Eukaryota, Metazoa, Chordata, Aves, Casuariiformes, Dromaiidae. Gene Ontology annotation, biological process: proteasome-mediated ubiquitin-dependent protein catabolic process.